ACAUAGAUACAUUGCAGUUUCACGAAGGGCACUUACAGACUUUCGUUCCCUACACUAAAUACGCAGUGGACCUACAGUUCUCUGCAUUUAAAAAACAAUGUUUAGAAUAUUGACGAAUUUAUUAGUGAUCGAAUUGGAAAUUUCUUUUGCUCAUUAAAGUACACAACGAAAAAUGGGAAAUUACGUGAGCAAAAUUGCAUCAAUGUCAAACAAUGCAGUGCACUCUGUAUACCGUGGUCGUAAACGAAAGUGCAUUGAGGAGGACGAACUUGAUUCUGAAUCAGAUUACAUUGAUCGGACGCUUCAAACGCCGAAAAAAAGAAAAUUACUGACAACGGCACAAUAUAUAUACAAAACUCUGUUCCAAGAAGAAAAGGGAAGUGAUAUAACUGUACUCAUGUUGGGAAAAGCAUGGAGAUUACAUAAAGUUUAUAUAAGUCAGCUCUUUUGACAGUCUUUGGUUCAUUUUACCAGGAUGAAGUCAGUUUAGAACCAAAAGAUGUCAUAUCAAUUUUGGCUACCUCUACAUUAUUUCAAUUGCAAGGAUUAAUUGAUCAAUGUACAGAUAUUAUGGUAGAGACAACAAAUAUAAAGACAGUUGUCCCUUACUAUAAUGCCGCUGUAUCUUAUGGUGUACCAGUAGUAAAAACUGCAGCAAAACGGUGGUUAGAAGUGAAUCUUUUAGGAUAUGGAUGGUUACAUCCUACUUUUUUAAAAGAGAUAACACCUGACUUGAUGGCUGAGUUAUUUGUUCAUGUACACAAUAAAGAAGAAACACUUCAAAUUGAUGAAUAUUUCAGAAAUCAUAAUUGGAUAAAACCAUUCCUUACAACAGAAGAAGGCAAAGAAUUUGCAGCACCUUUUAAAGCCCUAAGAAUGAAAUAUCUUUUACUACAUGAUCAGGAUGUAAAAAUUUUAUAUAGUGACAAUCUAAUACCACACGAGUGGUUGCAUAAUGCAUAUAAAGAGCAAUGGUUACAUUUACUAAGAAUAGAUGCAAAUAAAGAUCGAGGACCAAAACAAAUGAGUGAAGAAGAAUUCGCUCGAGAAUGUUUCCGUUGCGGAAGAUGCAUUGAAAAGGCUGGUGAGCAUAUUUGGAGAUGGACAGCAUUUCAUUUUGGAUUAGAUUUGGUGGUGUGCUUGGAUAGUACUACUUUGAGAAUUAAAAGGAAUCAUAGAUUAGAGACAGAUCAUAUAAAAGCUAAUCAUGGCAAGCACAAUAUAAUUUUAAAAAACAAGUAAUGUCCCUGGACAAACAACUUACUUAUCCUUUGUAUAUAUCAGUCAACAUGCAAGUAGUCACACCAUUUGUAUCAACAGAAGAGGAAAAAUCAGCUGAUAUAGUUAUAUUUUCAGAUACUUAGCACACUAAACAUUCAAUGUUUCCAAAACAUUCGAAUUGAAUUUAACGACGUACGCUUACCUCAGAUAAUAAUCCAGCUGUUCCAAUUUAUAAUAUCCAAGUACGACCAAGUACUAUAAAUUUUGUUAUUCACCCACGCGACGUUUAUAUUGUGGAGAUGCUAAUUUCUGAUUAAAACUUUUAUAAACUCAAGAAUUUCUAGUCGACUAAAUGGAAUUAAAAUAUUAGUAUAUAUGAAGAAAAAUUUCAUUUCUUCUCUUUGUACUUUUCAGAUAUAUCAUAAUUCAGAUACUUAUUUUUUCUAACUUAUUUUUCUAAAAUUUUUUUCUAAUUUAUUAUUUAUAAAAAUAUAUUUAGGCUGUUAAAAAAGUUGGCUAA
Molecule: messenger RNA, 1741 nt
Organism: Heterotrigona itama
Lineage: Eukaryota; Metazoa; Arthropoda; Insecta; Hymenoptera; Apidae
Source: the annotation of a GenBank genome assembly